Messenger RNA from Helianthus annuus (common sunflower), 1836 nucleotides. Its product is annotated as AP2-like ethylene-responsive transcription factor CRL5. Gene Ontology annotation, molecular function: DNA-binding transcription factor activity; DNA binding. Lineage: Eukaryota; Viridiplantae; Streptophyta; Magnoliopsida; Asterales; Asteraceae. The transcript has 8 exons. The coding region runs from base 195 to 1592 and encodes 465 amino acids. Gene Ontology annotation, biological process: regulation of DNA-templated transcription. The record is from RefSeq and is a predicted model, not a curated record.
UAAUUGACGGUAGAGGUUGAGGUGUGUGUGUGUCAGACAUACGAAAGAAAUUGAAAGGAUGGAACGAUAAUCGAGAAAACAACAGCAAAUACAGAGAGAGAAAAAUCAAACUCAAAUUCAAUUCAUUUCAAUUCAAUUCCUUCAUUUGUUUUUGUUUUUUUCACAUAAACCUGCAACCAAAUUUCACUUCCGCCAUGAGCGAUUGGCUGGGCUUCUCCCUUAACCACCACCACCCCCAACAAGACCCCAUUAAUCCACCUGCACUUCAUCAACAUGACCCUGAUUCCGUUAUUCCUAUCAACGAUUUCAAUCCUUCCACUCAAACACAACUAGGAUGGAGAUUAGAAGCCACCGACCAAAGUGGUCCGAAGCUCGAAGAUUUUUUGGGCGGCGGUGCUUGUGCUGGUGCUGGUGCUGACGUCAACCUUAACUUUCACGAAUAUCGUCCGACAGAAGGUGAUAUUGUUCCUAGAGACGGCGCCGCCUGCUAUAUAUCACCACCGCCGGCGCCGCCAUAUUUGUUACACUACGGUUAUCCUUACUACACCACCACCAGCACCAGCACAACCCUCACCGCCGCAAACCAAAACGAACAACAAAACGGUGUCGUUUCAUACGACGACGGUGCAAGUGCAAUCACUCAGGUUUCCGAGAUCAAAACGUGGUUACUGCCAUCGUCAUCAUCGACGGGGUGUGACGUCAGCGACCGUCAGGAGUGUUUGUCGCUGGCGGUGGUGCCUGCGGGUGAUAAUAGGAAGCGGUCGGUGGUGCAGAUGAAGUCGGAUAAAAGCGGGAAAGGAGAAGUGGUUACGCGUAAAGCGGUGGAUGGUUUCGGGCAAAGGACUUCACGGUUUCGGGGCGUGACGAGGCACCGGUGGACGGGGAGAUAUGAAGCUCAUUUGUGGGAUAAUAGUUGUAGGAAAGAAGGGCAGACAAGAAAGGGUCGUCAAGUUUAUCUUGGGGGAUAUGAUAAUGAAGAGAAAGCUGCAAGAGCUUAUGACUUGGCUGCUCUUAAAUACUGGGGUCCAACAACUCAUAUUAAUUUCCCUCUAGCCGACUACGAAAAAGAACUCGAGGAGAUGAAAAACAUGAACAGGCAAGAAUUUGUAGCCAACUUAAGAAGGAAAAGCAGCGGGUUUUCAAGAGGGGCAUCUAUGUAUAGAGGAGUCACAAGGCAUCAUCAACAUGGAAGGUGGCAAGCUAGAAUAGGAAGAGUUGCAGGCAAUAAGGACUUGUACCUUGGUACCUUUAGUACACAAGAGGAAGCGGCGGAAGCUUACGACAUAGCAGCCAUAAAAUUCCGAGGGACAAGUGCAGUGACCAACUUCGACAUUAGCCGAUACGACGUCAAAAGAAUAUGUUCAAGUUCCACUUUGAUAGCCGGCGAGCUGGCAAAACGGUCUCCACGAGAUACAGGCCCCACAAUGCUGCUCGAAAACUGUAGUCAUGACCCGGGUGAUGAUUUCGCUGACAUGGUAUGGGCUGGAAACCAGGAGGAGCCGCCUGGACUCGAAGACCAACAAGGUGCAAGUAAUAUCGAGAACAUGAGCCCGAGUGAGUUAGCCGGUGAUCUUGACCCAGGGGUUGGAUGAAAACCAACGGGUCGGAACUUGCUUCGGUGAAAUGAGGGGUGGCUGUUUUGUAGGAGCUAGUAACAAAUCUUUUAAGUGAUAUCAUAGGUCUCAUCAGUAUUAUCAUCAAACUUAAAUAUAUAGUAUUAAAGAUAUAUGUGUUUUGGUUUUGUAGCUAUGUACCCUAUAACAUAUCAAUUUGUAUUAUAUUAUACCAUAUAUUAGUGUUUAAUGUAAGACCGGUUGGACCAGCCAAUAUUUACAA